Messenger RNA from Racocetra persica, 381 nucleotides. The record is from the annotation of a GenBank genome assembly. Lineage: Eukaryota; Fungi; Glomeromycota; Glomeromycetes; Diversisporales; Gigasporaceae.
AUGUAUGAUAAAAGAUAUGAACCACCAUCUACCAACAAGAUUAUGCAAAUUUCUGACUUGGAUGAGAAGUAUAAACAGAUUGAUAUCUAUGCUCAAAAUAAGGCCAAGAAGUGGCUUGAGUCGUAUAUUAAGGAGAUAAAUGUGAAAAAUGGAAUCAAUUCUAAAAAGAUAUCUAAUCGUGGAUAUGCCUACAAACGUGCUUAUAAGAAAGCGCGAGAUAUAUUAUAUCAGAAAAUGGGUAAUACAUACGAAAUAUAUCAUAGAGAUUGGUUAAGCUUUGAAGACUUUAAGGUAGGUGACCCUGUUUCAAGAUUAUGGGGGAGAUUCAUAGAGUAUGCUAAAGCAUAUACUGGAAAUAAUAAUCUCUCAGUAAGUACUGAG